Lotus japonicus is the source of this 1564-nucleotide messenger RNA. RefSeq names its product 3-hydroxyisobutyryl-CoA hydrolase-like protein 1, mitochondrial. The transcript has 14 exons. The coding region runs from base 129 to 1349 and encodes 406 amino acids. Gene Ontology annotation, molecular function: 3-hydroxyisobutyryl-CoA hydrolase activity. Gene Ontology annotation, biological process: L-valine catabolic process. NCBI's taxonomy places the organism in Eukaryota, Viridiplantae, Streptophyta, Magnoliopsida, Fabales, Fabaceae. The record is from RefSeq and is a predicted model, not a curated record.
UUAGUGCCAUGAUGACUCUAAAAGUUAAAAGGGUUGAUGAAGUGAGUCCAUCUAUCAUCAAUUGAUAGUUUGAUACCCAUUCCAAUAUUUCCAUUGAUCCCAUCUUCCAGAGAGACAGAAAGUGCAAAAUGAUGAUGCAAAGCAGAAGAGCAUUGCGGUUAGCAAAAACCGCAAAGCAGCUGAGUCUUCUUGACAGAACACUCUCUCUUUCUUCUGUCCCCCCACAACAUCAUCAAGAUGAUCAUAACAACAACGUUUUGGUUGAAGGCAAUGGCUGCUCCAGAAUCGCCAUUCUCAAUAGACCCUCUGCUCUCAACGCUAUCAACACCUCCAUGGGGGCAAGACUGCAUAAACUUUAUAGAAGUUGGGAAGAUAACCCUGAUAUUGGUUUUGUGAUGGCGAAGGGCAGUGGCCGGGCAUUUGCAGCUGGUGGAGAUAUUGUUGCCCUUUACCAUUUGAUAAACAAAGGGAAAAUGGAAGCCUGUAAAGAAUUUUUCAGAACAGUAUAUAGUUUUGUAUACCUGAUAGGUACAUAUAUGAAGCCACAUGUGGCUCUUCUGAAUGGCAUUACCAUGGGUGGUGGAGCAGGAAUUUCAAUCCCUGGGACAUUCCGGGUUGCAACAGAUAAAACUAGGUUUGCUACCCCUGAAGUUCAUAUUGGAUUCCAUCCUGAUGCUGGAGCAUCUUUUUACCUUUCACAUCUACCUGGUCACCUAGGAGAGUACUUGGCUCUGACAGGGGAAAAACUGAACGGAGUAGAGAUGGUUACCUGUGGACUUGCUACACACUAUUCGCUAAUUGAAAGGCUUCCAUUAAUUGAAGAACAGCUGGGGAAAUUGAUUACUGAUGACCCUUCUGUCAUCGAAACCACUUUAGAACAGUAUGGUGACCUUGUACACAAAGAUAGAAGUAGCAUACUACAAAGGCUUGAAAUUCUGGACAAAUGCUUUUGCCAUGACACAGUUGAAGAGAUUGUUGAUGCUUUGGAAGUUGCGGCAAGUGAAACAAAGGACGCAUGGUGCAUUUCUACCCUAAACAGACUUAAAGAAGCUUCUCCAUUAAGCUUGAAGGUUUCCUUGAGAUCUAUACGAGAAGGUAGAUUUCAGACCCUUGAUCAGUGCUUAUCGCGCGAGUACCGUAUGACUUUACAAGGAAUAUCUAAGCAGAUAUCUGGUGACUUCUGUGAGGGAGUGAGGGCACGUGUGGUGGACAAGGACUUGGCACCAAAGUGGGAUCCUCCAACCUUGGAAAAGGUGUCUGAAGAUAUGGUAGAUCAAUAUUUCUUACCUCUUAGUGAAUUUGAACCUGAUCUAGAGCUGCCCACAAAAGUUCGUGAAGCAUUUUUGUAGCUUCCCUUUCUCACAAGGUGUUUCCUGAAUUGGACAAAUAGAUAUACACACAAAGACACCAUUGAAUAUUUUUCAGAGCAUUGGUCAUGCUUGUACGUAUUGACAAUCUGAUGUUAGCUAGAGGAUUAUCACAAUAAUAUGUGCAUUGUGAAAGCUGAGUUGUGAAACAGAUAUUGUUUGGCGAAAGGAAUAACAUCUUGUGCAAUUUGCCCUGA